This is a messenger RNA of Oryzias latipes (Japanese medaka), 801 nucleotides long. It is a transcript of the gene med20, whose product is annotated as mediator complex subunit 20. Gene Ontology annotation, cellular component: mediator complex. Gene Ontology annotation, molecular function: transcription coactivator activity. Gene Ontology annotation, biological process: regulation of transcription by RNA polymerase II. NCBI's taxonomy places the organism in Eukaryota, Metazoa, Chordata, Actinopteri, Beloniformes, Adrianichthyidae. The record is from RefSeq and is a predicted model, not a curated record.
AUCAGUUUAACUCAAUUCGUCUAUGUUCACUUGUAUUUUUAUUUUAUUUUUUCCUUUACCGGAAGUCAAUUUGUUUAACCGGAAGUAGUUGCGAAGGAGGCAAAACAAAAAUGGGAGUAACUUGUGUUUGUCAGGUGCCCAUAGCGGAGGGCAAGAGUGUGCAGCAGACCGUGGACGUCCUGCAAAAAAAGCUGGAGCAGCUCGGUUCUGUGAAACAAGGCAGCUUCUGCGUGGAUUGUGAGACAUACCACGCCACGGGAAACGUUGUCGGUCAGCCCUCCAAGCUCUUAUACGUGAUGCAUAACUCUGAAACCCCUCUGAGCUGCAUGGCCCUAUUCGAAGGAGGACCCUACUUAGUAGCUGAUGCUAACUUUGACGUCCUCAUGUCCAAGUUAAAAAGUCAUUUCCAGAACGCCAAGGGACACAAGGUGGAGAGUCGAGGCUCCCGCUACCGAUACUGUGACUUUUUGAUAAAGGUGGGCACUGUGACGAUGAGCUCCAGCGCCAGAGGCAUUUCAGUGGAGGUGGAGUACUGCCCCUGUGUGGUUCCUGGGGACUGCUGGAACCUCAUGAAGGAGUUCAUGCAGUCUUUUCUUGGCACCAGCGUUCCCGAACUUCCAUCUGUGUUUGCUGCUAAACCCGAAGGGCUUUUUGCAGCAGCGGACUGUGUUGACACCAUGACGCAGUACUUGGAGUUGUUCAACAAACUUCGUAAACUGCAGAUCCCAGGGAGUAAUGUACGUUAGGUCAGGAAAGCAAACUGGCCUUUUUGUAUUUUAUUUUCUUUUGGGGGGGGGGGGG